GUCCACCAGCGAGCGGCAAGGAUAACUCCAAAACGUUUUGAGCGUUAGGGAAUAUACAAACGUAUAUUUUAAAUGUGUUGAUACUUUCGCGGAAUAUCGUUUGUACUUGCGUCUGUCAAAGCACGUUUAUUCUCGUCAUACUCUCACUAUCCAGGGUGCAUUCGUUGGCACGCGGUUAAUUUGGCUGAGUAUGAACUCGUGCGUGAACUGUCUUGUGCCAAAAGUGCCAAAAAGCGUGCCGGGGAUCUCCUCUCCCUCAGCGUGAAACACCUUUGAAUACAGGGCAGAAGACUUCACUGCGCUGCAGGCUGGUGUGCACCAUGGAUGCAGGAAUGGAGGCUGGAGGGGUGAGCACCAGCCCCGGACGACCCGGUCCGCUCCGGGUCUGGACCAGGCUGCUCGCGCUGCUUCUGCUGGCCCUUCUGACGGACAGCGCCAAGCAGAGCAUUGCCAGGGUCACGCUCGGGUACAAAGAACUGGUUCAGUCUGGAACUGUGGCUCCCUUCCGUGAGGGGCUGCACUCCCACACCCUGCUGCUGGACGAGGAGAGGGGCCGACUGCUGCUGGGGGCCAGGGACCACAUCUUCAUGCUGGACCUGGAGCAGCUCAACAGGAGCCCAAAGAAGAUCAGCUGGCCUGCAUCGAAAGAGAGAGUGGAAACAUGUAUUUUCGCUGGGAAAAAUCCCCAAACGGAGUGCUCCAAUUUUAUCCGGGUGCUCCACAGCUACAACCGCACACACGUGUAUGCCUGUGGGACUGGGGCCUUCCUCCCGGUGUGUGGUUUUGUGGAGAUCGGUGGACGUGGAGAGGAUGCCACGUUCCAUCUCCAUCCACACAGCGUUGAGCCUGGGAGACUCAAGUGCCCCUUUGAUCCCUGGCAGCCCUUUGCCUCAGUUCUAACAGAUCAGUAUCUGUACGCCGGAACGGCGUCUGACUUCCUCGGAAGGGACACGACGUUCACCCGCUCCCUCGGCCCUCCGCACGAUCAGCAUUACAUCAGGACGGACAUAUCGGAGCAUUAUUGGAUCAACGAAGCCAAGUUUAUAGCAACCCAUCCCAUACCUGACACCUACAACCCUGACGAUGACAAGAUUUACUUCUUCUUCCGCGAGGCGUCGCGGGACGGAGGCUCUGGCGAUAAAAACGUCCUGUCCCGAGUGGCUCGCGUCUGCAGGAAUGAUAUGGGAGGACUGAGGAGUCUGAUCAACAAAUGGACCACAUUCCUCAAGGCCAGGCUGGUCUGCUCCAUCCCAGGGCCCGAUGGUGUGGAUACCCACUUCGACGAGCUGCAGGACAUCUUUCUGCUCCCUACCAGAGAUGAGAGAAACCCAACUGUCUAUGGCGUUUUCACCACCACAAGUUCUGUGUUCAAGGGCUCAGCGGUGUGUAUGUACAACAUGGCUGACAUCAGAGCCACGUUCAACGGGCCAUAUGCUCACAAAGAGGGACCAGACCACCGCUGGGUGGAGUACGAGGGCCGGAUACCAUACCCGAGACCUGGGACUUGUCCAAGCAAAACAUAUGACCCACGGUUCAAGACAACCAAAGACUUUCCUGACGAAGUGAUCAGCUUCAUUAAGAGCCACCCCCUGAUGUACAACGCUGUGUACCCGGUCACCGGCGCGCCCGUGUUCACCCGGGUUAACGUGGACUACAGGCUGACUCAAAUAGCUGUGGACCGUGUGGUGGCUGAGGAUGGACAGUACGCUGUCAUGUUUCUGGGGACAGAUGUGGGGUCGGUUCUGAAGGUGGUGAGCAUCACGAAGGAGAACUGGGCCACGGAGGAGGUGGUGCUGGAGGACCUGCAGGUGCUCCAGGUCCCUUCACCAAUUGUGAAUAUGGAAAUUUCCUCAAAACAGCAGCUGCUGUACGUGGGCUCCAGGGACGGGCUGGCCCAGGUGUCCCUGCACCGCUGUCACAUCCACGGGAAGGCAUGCGCAGAGUGCUGCCUCGCCCGGGACCCGUACUGUGCCUGGGACGGCCAGUCCUGCUCCAGAUAUGUCCCGGCCUCCAAGAGGAGAGCCAGGAGACAGGAUAUAAAACACGGCGAUCCCUCGAGCCAGUGCUGGGACAUCGAGGACUCUGCCGGUAUGGAGCAGGCUGAAGAGAGGCUGAUGUUCGGAGUGGAGCACAACUCCACGUUUCUGGAGUGCGUCCCUAAGUCCCAGCAGGCUCUGAUCCGCUGGUUCCUGCAGAGGCCUGGAUCCGAUCACCGGGAGGAGGUGAAGCCCGACGAGCGGGUGAUCCGGACGGAUUUGGGGCUGCUGAUCCGGGCUCUGCAGCAGAGGGACGCGGGGGCGUAUUUCUGCAUGGCCCAGGAGCACUCCUUCACCCACCCCCUGCUGAAGGUCACGCUCCGGGUCAUCGACCCGGGCCACCUGGAGCCCCGCACGGGCCGCACCGAGGACCUGGCCUCCGAGGCCCGCCACCGCUACAAGGACUACCUGCGCCUGAUGGGCGGGCCGGCCCUCAGCAUGGACCAGUACUGCGAGACGCUGUGGUUCCGCGACAGGAAGCAGAAGGCCAAGAACCGCCUGGGGCCGGGGAAGUGGAAACAUAUGCAGGAGAUGAGGAAGAGCAGGAACAGGAGGCACCACCUCCAGCCUGGGGCCCGCGGAGGGGCCACGGAGGGGCCGCACUGAGACGGGGGGCCAUAGCACAGACAGGGCCACCUGGACUGUGAGAGACAAGCCAAACUGCCAGACUGUACUCUGAGCACAGAGCGGCUGGGGUAUAACCAGACGAAAAAUGCAUUCAUUUCAGAUAUUAUGUGUAAAUAGGCCAAUUACCUUGUACAGUUGAGCAUGCGUGCUUUAGUUUUGAUUUAUAAUAUUUGAGAAUCAAAUCACUGUAACCAAACAUAGUGGUUGUACCAAGGAAGAUGGCAUAUUUUUUUUGUAUAAAGCUGAUGUUUUGUAGGUUGGUAAGUCAUUUCUAGCGUGUCAUUAGCCAAAAUACUAUUUUUAUUUAUACAGAGGUUUUAGAUCCUCAUAGCUUUUAUUUCAUGUUUUAGAAUGUAUGAUGUUUUUUUUAGAAUAUUCAUAUUUUAUUAACAUAUCCAGAAAAAAUAAUCUUAUUCCACCAGUUCAUUUAAUAUAAACCAUACGUAUAGGCUCUUCCCUGAUCAAAACUGAUUGAAUCCAAAUUCCUACAAGCGAGAUUACGGUUUCAGAAAAUAGCCUGACCUUUAUUGCUCAAGGUUAUACUAGCGCACGGAGAACAGUAAAUGGGAAAUCAAGCCGUUUUUGAUGAUCCACUGAUGGAAGAAAAGCUGGAAGCUAAUAUGGUCACUGUGGACAGCUGAGCUCAAAAAUCACACCACUAUGUGAUUGGUCUGGAGUGAGUGAGAGAGCAUUCUUCUGAUGAAAUGCCUCUGAACCCUAUUUGUAUAGUGUGUGUGUGUGUGUGUGUGUGUGAGUGAGCUUGUGUGUGUCUGUCUGUGUUUGCAGGGGUAGACUAUGUUCCUCACUCUUUGUAAAUGCAUCCAUCUGACACAAAUUCAUAUUGUCGAAUUUUAGAACAUUUCACAGCCUUCCCUUCAUGUAAACAGCACUUGCUGCUGUAUGCAUUCCGUGAGUGUAUGUAUAACCAAGAUCUCAUUUUCCAACUCAAUAAAAACGCGAAUCAACCCAA
Molecule: messenger RNA, 3633 nt
Organism: Conger conger (European conger)
Lineage: Eukaryota; Metazoa; Chordata; Actinopteri; Anguilliformes; Congridae
Gene: sema3d
Product: sema domain, immunoglobulin domain (Ig), short basic domain, secreted, (semaphorin) 3D
Exons: 18
Coding region: 321-2642 (773 amino acids)
Biological process (GO): semaphorin-plexin signaling pathway; axon guidance; positive regulation of cell migration
Molecular function (GO): chemorepellent activity; semaphorin receptor binding
Source: RefSeq, a predicted model, not a curated record